Molecule: messenger RNA, 4623 nt
Organism: Xenia sp. Carnegie-2017
Lineage: Eukaryota; Metazoa; Cnidaria; Anthozoa; Malacalcyonacea; Xeniidae
Product: trichohyalin-like
Exons: 35
Coding region: 554-4117 (1187 amino acids)
Biological process (GO): signal transduction
Molecular function (GO): protein binding
Source: RefSeq, a predicted model, not a curated record
AGAGUUACUCGUGACUGUUGGCGCACGCCAUUUCCUCAAGUGUGCGGUCAAGUUUUGAGCAAUAUUCGCCUCGCGCGCCAUCGGCGCCGAAUAUUCAACAUGUUGAAUAAAAUGGUGCACGAGUGAACAUUGGCUCCAAGUGUGCGCGCGUGCUGAGCUAUUAUCUCAAUACGUGAAGAAAAUGCGCAUGCGUUCAGCAACUUUUUUACAUUCAUCCAUUGCAAUAUGGCGGAUGCCAGGGACUCGAGUUCAUCAGACGAGGAAGAAAUUUUGCUGCUGCUUAUGUUAAUGCGCCGAAGACGAAGACGUUCGAGAGCGUCUUGCAGAAAGACAUGGACCAAAUCAUGGAUUUCACGCCGUGAAACACUAGGAGCAUCGGCUACAAUACUGCAUGAGUUGAAUUGUGAGGACCCAGAGAAAUUCCGACAGUAUCAUCGUUUAGAUAGGAUUUCAUUCGAAGUCGAUAAUAGGAUUUUGGUUUAAUGUUGUUUCGUCAGAGUUAGUGAUUGAGUCCUUUUGUGCUGAAAGUGGCAAACUUGAAUCAUCGCUGAAAAUGUUAAAUGCCGAAUAUGAUCCUGGAAUGUUCAGCGGCUCAUUACGUCUCGUUCAUUGUGUAAACAGGAAAAUCGCGUUAUUGACUAAAGAACAUUUAAUUUACAUGAAAAAUAACUUUAUGGAAAAGUUCGAAGAAAAGUACAUGCUGGAGAUGGAAAGACGUGCGAGAGAAGUAACGGUGAAAGGGUGGUCGGAGUCACAAGGAAAACUCUUAAAAGGGCUAGACGAGAAGCUAGAAGAGAUACGUGUGAUGCGAUUAAUGGUACAUCGAUUAUAUAAACGUCAGGCUUUAUUGAAACAAGAGACGGCCAUACCAUCUUUAAUAGAAGGAAAGGAGGAAAAGUGGUCGGAGUUACAAGGGAAAUCCAUAGAAAUGCCAGAUGAGGAGCUAGACAAGAUGGUACAUCGAUUAUGUAAACGUCAGGCUUUAUUGAAACGAGAAGGAAAGGAGGAAAAGUGGUCGGAGUCACAAUGGAAAUCCAUAGAAAGGCUAGAUGAGGAGCUAGACGAGAUGGUACAUCGAUUAUAUAAACGUCAGGCUUUAUUGAAACAAGAGACGGCCAUACCAUCUUUAAUAGAAGGAAAGGAGGAAAAGUGGUCGGAGUUACAAGGGAAAUCCAUAGAAAUGCCAGAUGAGGAGCUAGACAAGAUGGUACAUCGAUUAUGUAAACGUCAGGCUUUAUUGAAACGAGAAGGAAAGGAGGAAAAGUGGUCGGAGUUACAAUGGAAAUCCAUAGAAAGGCUAGAUGAGGAGCUAGACGAGAUGGUACAUCGAUUAUGUAAACGUCAGGCUUUAUUGAAACGAGAAGGAAAGGAGGAAAAGUGGUCGGAGUUACAAGGGAAAUCCAUAGAAAUGCUAGAUGAGGAGCUAGACGAGAUGGUACAUCGAUUAUAUAAACGUCAGGCUUUAUUGAAACAAGAGACCGCCAUACCAUCUUUAAUAGAAGGAAAGGAGGAAAAGUGGUCGGAGUUACAAGGGAAAUCCAUAGAAAUGCUAGAUGAGGAGCUAGACGAGAUAGUACAUCGAUUUUGUGAACGUCAGGCUUUAUUGAAACGAGAAAUAACGGAGGAAGGGUGGUUGGAGUUACAAGGGAAAUCAAUAGAAGUUCUAGAGAAGGAGCUAGACGAGAUGGUACAUCGAUUAUAUAAACGUCAGGCUUUAUUGGAACAAGAGACCGCCAUACCAUCUUUAAUAGAAGGAAAGGAGGAAAAGUGGUCGGAGUUACAAGGGAAAUCUAUAGAAAUGCCAGACGAGGAGCUAGACAAGAUGGUACAUCGAUUAUGUAAACGUCAGGCUUUAUUGAAACGAGAAGGAAAGGAGGAAAAGUGGUCGGAGUUACAAGGGAAAUCCAUAGAAAUGCUAGAUGAGGAGCUAGACGAGAUAGUACAUCGAUUAUGUGAACGUCAGGCUUUAUUGAAACGAGAAAUAACGAAGGAAGGGUGGUUGGAGUUACAAGGGAAAUCAAUAGAAGUUCUAGAGAAGGAGCUAGACGAGAUAGACUUUCGACUAUAUAAAUCUCAGGCUUUAUUGAACCAAGAGACCGCCAUACCAUCUAUAGAAGAAGCAUCGGGAAAAGGGUGGAAGGUAGAGCGGACAAAGCCAUGGGGCGAGCAACAAACAGAUGUACGACAAGAGCUGCGGAUGGAGCGACGGAAAGAUGUACGGCAAGAACUGACGGAGGAGGAACGACAAGAUGUACGACAAGAGCUGCAAGAGGAGAAACGAGAAGAUUUACGGCAUGAGGUACGGGAGGAGGAACAAGAAGAUGUACGAAAACAGGAAACCAUGAGCCCUCACCAUCUGACAACUAGUUCUGAGAACUUAUUUCUUGACGAAACCUCCAGUGAUGAAAGUUCCUAUGACGACAACUGUGAUGAUGACAGUUUUAGUGAAGAAAAUUCUUGUGGAGAAACUUCAAAUGAUGAAAGUUCUAAUGGUGGUUGUUCAAGAGAUGAUACUUUGUUGAAUGUCCAUAAUCUAAAUCUCGAUGAUGACCGUUUAUUUGAAAAGACGUUUCUUGAUAACAAAUUUAGCAUUCGAGAUGAUGUGCGUAAAAAGCUCAGAAGUUUACCUUGGAUGCGUGGGGAGUAUGGAACAGCUAGUGCUAACGAGAAGAUACCAUACUUCCAUUUGUAUGUCUCAGUUGAUUAUGAAAAAGGAAGCUUUGAUGAUGAUUUUCUGAAAAAUCAGAUUAAUAAGAAAUUUGGACCGGAUGCUUCGAAGUAUUUUGAAUUUCGUCCGAAACCGCCCACAACACCGGAAUUUCAGCUGUUAUCAAAGGUGGUGAUUUCCGUAAGAAGAAAAAAUAAGGGAAUUUCGAAAGGUAGAUUAACGAUGUUCUGUUGCCACAACGGGAAACAUUACGCGUUGGCAUGUUGCCAUGUUUGUUACAAUGGAGAUGGUGAUGACCAGCUUUAUAAAAUGCUCCGUGAGGAAGAAAAGAACCCAAAACAAUUUAAAUCGCAUUUGGAAGAAAAUCAAUACUUCGUCAUUGAAAAUGAGGAAACUGAAUUAGGCCAUUUCAGUAAAUAUAGUUUAAAAAACGACGUGGACAUCAUGUCAAUAGAAGUGAAUCCAAAUGUUUCAUUGAAUUUCAGAAAAAAAGGAAUAGAAACACCUUCUUGGAAAUAUGUAUGGAAGGUGCUAAAGGAACGAGUUCAUGCGACGCCUCCUCGAGUAGUUAACGUGAAAAAAUAUGAGAGAAAAGGAAGAGAAGGCCAAAUUUGUGAUAUCGAUUACUCCUAUUUUGAUCCUAAAGAGGACAUUGAUGUGGCUAAUGCUGUUUUGGUGAAAUCCAAGAAGAAUUUUCUUAAAAAUGGCGAGUCUGGUGUGCUUGUGUAUUUUCAUGUUGAAGGUCGCAGAAGAAUUCCUUUUGGAUAUGGUGUUGGUAGAUAUAUUCACAAGAACUUGGAUAAAAACUACAAAUAUUUUAUAUGCUUUAAACUAGAUAGAGCUUUAACAGACUUAUUUGGAGAAGAAAACUGCGAGAGCUGUGGUUGUUUUGAUCAAUGUGCGAAUCCCAUGGAUAGCAGCGGAGAAAUUGCCUCUUCGAAUGCUGACACGUCAUCUAUUGCGUCAAUGAAUUUGGAGCCAUGCAAUGAUCUAACAGGUGAACUAACUGUCGUAAACAAUAGCUAUCAAGAGCAUGCCAAUGUGGUUCUGACCGACCAGUCAUCAAACGAGUGUAAUCUAGAAACAACGUUUUCAGAAUUACCUGAUCAUAUUCGAAGAAAGUUAGAAGAACGUUUAAAAGAUGGCAAUGAGUUAUUAGAGAAUGACUGGAGAAGCCUCUACAAAGCCCUGAACUUGCCAAAAGAUCAAGAAAACAUCAUAGCAGAAAAAUAUCAUGACAAUCCUACACGAUAUGUGAUAAACACAUGGCUUGAAAAAGAUGGGCAACAUGCUUCUCUGAAAGCACUGCUGCUGGCAUUAAAAGAGUGUGGACAUGAAUGUCUACUUCAUGAAAUAGAAAAAGAUUUGCGUGUUCAGCUGUCUGAUCAGUCUAAACAAGGUGCUAUGAAUGGAAUUUAUGACAGGAGUGAAAAGAAGAUGAGUGCUUGAGUUCAAAUGAAAACACUGGAAGAAAAGCAGCGUAAGCGUAGACUUACUUUUUUCAAUGGACAAUCAAGCAAGAUGCUGUACCAGUACAUAAAUUUGACCAUAUAUAUUUAUUGUAGAUCGUUUUAUUAAGUGAUUUUGGAAGUGCGAGUGUUAAUCAGAUGUUGAGUUACCUAACUCAAUUUUUCGUCUUUUUUUAAUCUGAAAAAUACCUGAAUUCUAACAUUUGUUUUCUACAUCACAACCUCUGUCGACCUUCGAGAAGCCUUGCAUACAUACAAACAGAAUAUUUUUCAUUCAUAGUGAACAAGAGAACAAUAUUUCUUCAUAGUGAACAAUAUUAGAAUAUUUUUCAUUCAUAGUGAACAAUUCAUGGACCGGUCAACCCCCCUGGCGGGGAUUAAUACUGGCCGGUAUACAAAUGUUGUUUGUUUGUUGUUUAUAGUGAACAAGAGAACCUGCCUUAUCGUUCCAAACAUAUUAAUUGGUUAAACGUAUUCCAAAGACGA